Molecule: messenger RNA, 2610 nt
Organism: Vicugna pacos (alpaca)
Lineage: Eukaryota; Metazoa; Chordata; Mammalia; Artiodactyla; Camelidae
Gene: SH3GL3
Product: SH3 domain containing GRB2 like 3, endophilin A3
Biological process (GO): endocytosis; synaptic vesicle uncoating
Cellular component (GO): presynapse; cytoplasm; glutamatergic synapse
Molecular function (GO): protein binding
Source: RefSeq, a predicted model, not a curated record
AUCUGCGUGCGCGCGUGUGUGCGAGUGUGACAGCGGCUGCGACUGUGGCCGUGGCCGUGGGAGGCGGGCCUGGCGGAGCCCAGCAGCGCGGGGACCGGCCCCAGCGCCCGCUCCCCGAGCGCGUCGCGGCCGCGUGGCCCGGUGGAGCCCAGAGACCAUCCGGCCCCGGCCCCGCGCUGUCGUGAUGUCGGUGGCGGGGCUGAAGAAGCAGUUCCACAAAGCCAGCCAGCUAUUUAGUGAAAAAAUAAGUGGUGUAGAAGGAACGAAACUAGAUGACGAAUUUCUUGACAUGGAACGGAAAAUAGAUGUUACCAAUAAAGCUGUUGCAGAAAUUCUUUCAAAAGCCACAGAAUAUCUUCAGCCAAAUCCAGCAUACAGAGCUAAGCUAGGAAUGCUGAACACUGUGUCGAAGAUCCGAGGACAGGUGAAGACCACCGGCUACCCGCAGACGGAAGGCUUGCUGGGCGACUGCAUGCUGAAAUACGGGAAGGAGCUCGGGGAAGGCUCCGCUUUUGGCAAUGCGUUGAUAGAAGUUGGUGAAUCCAUGAAGCUAAUGGCUGAGGUGAAAGACUCUCUUGAUAUUAACGUAAAGCAAACGUUUAUUGACCCACUUCAGUUACUACAAGACAAAGAUUUAAAAGAGAUUGGGCACCACCUGAAAAAGCUGGAGGGCCGGCGCCUGGAUUACGAUUAUAAAAAGAAGCGAGUAGGUAAGAUACCAGACGAAGAAGUCAGACAAGCAGUAGAAAAAUUUGAAGAGUCAAAGGAGUUGGCUGAAAGAAGCAUGUUUAAUUUUUUAGAAAAUGAUGUAGAACAAGUCAGCCAGUUGGCCGUGUUUAUAGAGGCAGCUUUAGACUAUCACAAACAGACCACAGAGAUCCUGCAGGAGCUACAAAACAAGCUACAGAUGCGAAUAUCGGCUGCGUCCAAUGUCCCCAGACGAGAGUACAAGCCACGGCCCAUAAAAAGGAGUCCUAGUGAGCUCAAUGGAGUGUCCACCACCCCUUCAGCAAAGACAACAGCCUACAGCAGAUUGGAAGCAGCAGAUUAGAAAGGCCUGAGGGACUGCUUCGGGAAGGCCCACUGACAGCAGGAAAAAGUGACAGGUCGCAGCCUGACUACAAGGGAGGCAAGAGAGAAACUAUAAAAAGCAGGAACAAAAACUCAAAAGGCACAGCAGUCUGGGGCACUUACUAAAAGACAAAGAGCCCUCCUCAGGUCAGUAACUUCCAGUAGACCCCAUACCUCGUACCCUGAUGGGCACUUAUGUCGACAGCAGUUGUGUGAAUUACCUCUUUCCAUCCCCUUUCCCUACCACCAAAAAAAGAAAGAAAGCAGGAGCAGAGGGGUGUUGUAACUGGCCUUUCCACUGGGAUGCUCUGACCAAAUGCUUCUGGGUAAUGAAAUUCCCAAAGUCAGGACCAGCAGAGAAGAAGAGAGUAUGGUGGGCUCCUCUGGUGGUCUGAAAAUAAGCCGAGGUCAAGGACAGCUAAAGAGCUGUGAUUUUUAGUGCUACAGAGAGAAGGAUGCCCCCUGCCCCUCUGACCACGCCUUCUCCCUCCGCCUCUAUCUCCUUCAAAGUCGGGAUUAGAAAUACAGCCUUUGAGAACAGGCUGGCAGAUCCUGGCAUGUGGCAGAGAGGGAGUAGGGAGGGAGCACAUGAGGUGGCCAGGCUGCAGGAAUGCCAGUCCCGUCAGGUGGCAUCUCCACUCUGGUGUCUAAUCCAUUACCUGGAGUAGACACGUGGUUUUGUUUGGUUAUUUAUGUACUUAUUCUAAUGGAAGCCUGAGAUGCUCACUUUGAAGCAGGACAGAGAAUAAGCACCUGAAGGACAUCCCUUGAGUGACUGGCAAGGAGAGAUGGGCUGUGGGCAGACCCCCCGGGAUCAGAGAAGGACUUAGGGGGUGAACACGCCUAAGGAACGUCCCAAUGCCCGGAAGCUCCCAGUGCACGCCCAGGUGAGGAUCCCCCAGCUCACUCCGAGCCCAGCUGAUGGGCCACCCCCUCGGCCGGGGUUGGGUCAGAAGCUGAGUGGCAUGCAUUCACUAGCUAAUGAUUUUCAGAGCGGGCACAUGCCAUGGUGGUCCAGAGCACAGACCCUGGACCUAGACGGGGGUCACGUCUCAGACUGCUGUUUAAUUGCUUUGAACCUCAGUUUCUCCAUCCAUCAAUUGAGGGAAAUAGUGUUAUCUUAUCAGAGGGAGGGUUUCUCUGAAAAUUGAAUCUGCUGAUAUCUCUGAGGCAUUUCGAAUAUUGUCCUGGCACAUGGUAGAUACUAAAAAUUGAGAGUUAUUAUUUCAUCCCUGUGGCUGACUGGGACUGCAGAAUUAAUUGUGGGACAGCCGCUAUCGGAAUAAAAUGUGCCUGGCAGUUCUGUACAUGUGAGUUGUCCUUUGCAGCAGGGACUUUGGGAAACAAAAGGUGGGGUCAGAGGAAGGGCAUCCAAAGAAUUUUCCUGCUGUUAAAAUAAGAGGGGACUCAAUAUUGUUAGGAACUGGACCACAUUAUUGCCAAGAGGGAAGGGAAAUUUAUUUUAGGGAGAAUGCGAUUUCCCUGCUUAUUGUGUGUUGCCGAUGCAGUACUGACUGACCGGCUACCUUAAAAUUCUCA